UGAGAAAUGUGCACAUCAUAGACCAGUGUAUAAAAGACACGUUGCGGCGUUCACUUGAUUUUUUGAAAUUUAUUUCAACAAUAAAUCCAUUUAUUAUCCAUUUAUUAUUAUUAUUAUAUACUAAUUAUUCAACAAACAAUUAUAACAUUAUUUUAGAUUUUAUCAAAACCAACCAACAAGUAAAGGAAAAAAAAUGCCAACCAAAGCUUUACACAAUGAAUUGCAAUCAUUGCAAACAUUUCAAUUUUGGCAGGUGGAAAACACCGGUUCGUCAUCAUCGAAAAAUGUAAAAUCUUCAUCUGAUGGUUCUUCAUCCAAAAAGGCGAACAAAAAGAAUAAGAAUGCUGCGGCAUCGUCAUUAUUGAUAAAUAAUGUUGAUGAACAUCUUGUCGAUAUGAAUAGCAUCAACAAAAAUGAUAAUGUUUGCAUCGUUCAUCAAUCUAGUCUUCCAGAUCCGAAUUCUACUACUAAAACUACUACUACUGGUAAAGAGCAACCAGAUAUUGAUACAAACAAAGUCAAUUUAAACGAAGUAAUAAUUGAUGAUGAUAAAUGUAUUUGCCCCCCAUAUUAUCAUGAUCAUGAUGAUGACGAUCGUUAUCAUUCAAUCGUAUGUGAUAUAGUGAAAAUAAGAAAGAUUAUUCAAUUAACAUUAGAUUCUACCGGUGAAUGUCGUUCGCAAAGUGGUCGUGGAAGCGAUGAUCGAAUUCAAAAAUUGGAAAAACGUGUUUCUGAAAUGGAGUCGACUAUCCUGAAGCUGACAGCUACGCUUUCACAAUUGAUGGCCACUUGUGAAGGCCAACAACAACAACAGCAACAACAAAAAUUGGUUAAUAAACAAGCACCGACACCACCCAAAGCAAAACCUGCACCAGCUGAUGACGAUGAUGAUGUCGAUCUUUUUGGUUCCGAUGAUGAUGAAGCAGCCAAUGAACUUCGACAAAAACGACUUGACGAAUAUGCGGCUAAGAAAGCUAAAAAGCCUGCUGCUGUAGCCAAAUCCAGUGUUGUACUUGAUAUCAAACCAUGGGACGAUGAAACCGACAUGAAAGAGAUGGAACGUUUAGCUCGUACCGUAGAAAUGGAUGGUCUUGUUUGGGGUGCCUCUAAACUUGUACCGUUAGCUUUUGGAAUCAAAAAAUUGCAAAUUGUUUGCGUAAUUGAAGAUGAAAAAGUGUCGGUAGAAGAAUUGAGCGAAAAAUUGACCGAAUUUGAAGAUUAUGUCCAAUCGGUUGAUGUUGCUGCUUUUAACAAAAUCUAGGUUAAAUUAUUUUUAACUCAUGUUUGUAUCCGAUACAAAUUAUUUGUCUGGAAUUAUUUUUUUUAAUAAAAAUGGAAACCUUCAAGUUUGUUAUGAGGGAAUUUUAUUCGACUCA
Molecule: messenger RNA, 1376 nt
Organism: Dermatophagoides farinae (American house dust mite)
Lineage: Eukaryota; Metazoa; Arthropoda; Arachnida; Sarcoptiformes; Pyroglyphidae
Product: glutamyl-tRNA(Gln) amidotransferase subunit B, mitochondrial
Biological process (GO): translational elongation; mitochondrial translation; glutaminyl-tRNAGln biosynthesis via transamidation
Cellular component (GO): glutamyl-tRNA(Gln) amidotransferase complex; cytosol; mitochondrion
Molecular function (GO): glutaminyl-tRNA synthase (glutamine-hydrolyzing) activity; translation elongation factor activity; guanyl-nucleotide exchange factor activity
Source: RefSeq, a predicted model, not a curated record